This is a messenger RNA of Bubalus bubalis (water buffalo), 6045 nucleotides long. RefSeq names its product hyperpolarization activated cyclic nucleotide gated potassium channel 4 (gene HCN4). Bases 1 to 3726 code for a protein of 1241 amino acids. The transcript has 7 exons. Gene Ontology annotation, biological process: transmembrane transport; potassium ion transport. Gene Ontology annotation, molecular function: voltage-gated potassium channel activity. Lineage: Eukaryota; Metazoa; Chordata; Mammalia; Artiodactyla; Bovidae. The record is from RefSeq and is a predicted model, not a curated record. Gene Ontology annotation, cellular component: membrane.
AUGGACAAGCUGCCGCCGUCCAUGCGCAAGCGACUCUACAGCCUUCCGCAGCAGGUGGGGGCCAAGGCGUGGAUCAUGGACGAGGAAGAGGACGCCGAGGAGGAGGGGGCUGGGGGCCGCCAGGACCCCAGCCGCAGGAGCAUCCGGCUGCGGCCGCUGCCUUCGCCUUCACCCUCGGCUGCCGCGGGCUGCACGGAGCCCCGGGGCGCGGCCCACGGGGCGGCAGACGGCGAGGGGUCAGCCCGCGGCGCGGGCAAGUCCAGCACGAACGGCGACUGCAGGCGCUUCCGCGGGAGCCUGGCAUCGCUCGGCAGCCGGGGCGGCGGCGGCGCGGGAUCGGGGGGCGGCAGCAGUCACGGGCACCUGCAUGACUCCGCGGAGGAGCGGCGGCUCAUCGCCGAGGGCGACGCGUCCCCCGGUGAGGACAGGACGCCCCCAGGCCUGGCGGCCGAACCCGAGCGCUCCGGCGCCUCGGCGCAACCUGCAGCCUCGCCGCCGCCGCCGCCGCCCCAGCAGCCGCCGCAGCCGGUCCCCGCCUCCUGCGAGCAGACCUCGGUGGACACCGCGAUCAAAGUGGAGGGAGGCGCGGCCGCUGGAGACCAGAUCCUCCCUGAGGCCGAGGUGCGCCUGGGCCAGGCCGGCUUCAUGCAGCGCCAGUUCGGGGCCAUGCUCCAGCCCGGGGUCAACAAAUUCUCCCUGAGAAUGUUCGGCAGCCAGAAGGCGGUAGAACGCGAGCAGGAGAGGGUUAAGUCGGCCGGGUUUUGGAUUAUCCACCCCUACAGCGACUUCAGAUUUUACUGGGACCUGACCAUGCUGCUGCUGAUGGUAGGAAACCUGAUCAUCAUUCCCGUGGGCAUCACCUUCUUCAAGGAUGAGAACACCACACCAUGGAUUGUCUUCAAUGUGGUGUCGGACACGUUCUUCCUCAUCGACUUGGUCCUCAACUUCCGCACAGGGAUCGUGGUGGAGGACAACACAGAGAUCAUCCUUGACCCGCAGCGGAUUAAGAUGAAGUACCUAAAGAGCUGGUUCGUGGUGGAUUUCAUCUCCUCCAUCCCUGUGGACUACAUCUUCCUCAUUGUGGAGACACGCAUCGACUCGGAGGUCUACAAGACUGCCCGGGCCCUGCGCAUUGUCCGGUUCACCAAGAUCCUCAGCCUCCUGCGCCUCUUGCGUCUCUCCCGCCUCAUUCGAUAUAUUCACCAGUGGGAAGAGAUCUUUCACAUGACCUACGACCUGGCGAGUGCUGUGGUGCGCAUCGUCAACCUCAUUGGCAUGAUGCUGCUGCUCUGCCACUGGGAUGGCUGUCUGCAGUUCCUGGUGCCCAUGCUGCAGGACUUCCCCGACGACUGCUGGGUGUCCAUCAACAAUAUGGUGAACAACUCCUGGGGAAAGCAGUACUCCUACGCCCUCUUCAAGGCCAUGAGUCAUAUGCUGUGCAUCGGGUAUGGCCGGCAGGCCCCGGUGGGCAUGUCGGACGUCUGGCUCACCAUGCUCAGCAUGAUUGUGGGUGCCACCUGCUACGCCAUGUUCAUCGGCCAUGCCACUGCCCUCAUCCAGUCCCUGGACUCCUCCCGGCGCCAGUACCAGGAGAAGUACAAGCAGGUGGAGCAGUACAUGUCCUUCCACAAGCUCCCGCCUGACACCCGCCAGCGCAUCCAUGACUACUACGAGCACCGCUACCAGGGCAAGAUGUUCGAUGAGGAGAGCAUCCUGGGCGAGCUGAGUGAGCCACUGCGGGAGGAGAUCAUCAACUUUAACUGCAGAAAGCUGGUGGCCUCCAUGCCACUGUUUGCCAACGCGGAUCCCAACUUUGUGACCUCCAUGCUGACCAAGCUGCGCUUCGAGGUCUUCCAGCCUGGGGACUACAUCAUCCGCGAAGGCACCAUUGGCAAGAAGAUGUACUUCAUUCAGCACGGGGUGGUCAGUGUGCUCACCAAGGGCAACAAGGAGACCAAGCUGGCAGAUGGCUCUUAUUUUGGAGAAAUCUGCCUGCUGACGCGGGGCCGGCGCACAGCCAGCGUGAGGGCUGACACCUACUGCCGCCUCUACUCGCUGAGCGUGGACAACUUCAAUGAGGUGCUGGAGGAGUACCCCAUGAUGCGGCGGGCCUUCGAGACGGUGGCGCUGGACCGCCUGGACCGCAUCGGUGAGCUGCCUGCCGGGAGGGAGGUGGCGGCGGGGCGGGGGCGGGGGCGGGCUACAGGCUUCUGUCUGCUCCCUCCCCGGCCUAAGCGCCUGAUCUUGUUCGGUGGUCCAGGCAAGAAAAACUCCAUCCUCCUCCACAAAGUCCAGCACGACCUCAACUCAGGCGUCUUCAACUACCAGGAGAACGAGAUCAUCCAGCAGAUCGUGCAGCACGACAGGGAGAUGGCGCACUGCGCGCAUCGCGUCCAGGCCGCCGCCUCCGCCACGCCGACCCCCACGCCGGUCAUCUGGACCCCGCUGAUCCAGGCGCCGCUGCAGGCCGCCGCCGCCACCACCUCCGUGGCCAUCGCCCUCACUCACCACCCGCGCCUGCCGGCUGCCAUCUUCCGGCCUCCCCCGGGGCCCGGGCUCGGCGGCCUCGGGGCCGGGCAGACGCCCCGGCACCUGAAGCGGCUGCAGUCUCUGAUCCCAUCGGCGCUGGGCUCCGCCUCGCCCGCCAGCAGCCCGUCCCAGGUGGACACGCCGUCUUCCUCCUCCUUUCACAUCCAACAACUGGCUGGAUUCUCCGCGCCGGCCGGUCUGAGCCCGCUCCUCCCCUCGUCCAGCUCCUCCCCGCCGCCAGGGGUCGGCGGCUCCUCCCCAGCGCCCACGCCUUCCACCGCCGCGGCCGCCGCCACCGCGGGGUUCGGCCACUUCCACAAGGCGCUGGGGGGCUCCCUGUCCUCGUCCGACUCGCCCCUGCUCACCCCUCUGCAGCCGGGCGCCCGCUCCCCGCAGGCCAGCCAGCCGCCGCCCCCGCUGCCGGGGGCCCGGGGAGGCCUGGGACUCGCGGAGCCCUUCCUGCCGCCCCCGCCGUCGGCCAGGUCCCCGUCGUCCUGCCCAGGGCAGCUGGGCCAGCCUCCCGGGGAGCUGUCCCCCGGGCUGGCCGCCGGCCAGCCGAGUACGCCAGAGACACCCCCGCGGCAGCCUGAGCGGCUGUCCUUGGUGGCAGGGUCCUCAGGGGGGGCUUCUCCUGUCGCCUUCACCCCCCGAGGAGGGCCCAGCCCUCCUGGCCACAGCCCGGGCCCUCCAAGAACUUUCCCAAGUGCCCCGCCCCGGGCCUCUGGCUCCCACGGAUCCCUGCUCCUGCCCCCUGCAUCCAGCCCCCCGCCGCCCCAGGUCCCCCAGCGCCGGGGCACGCCGCCCCUCACCCCUGGUCGCCUGACCCAGGACCUCAAGCUCAUCUCAGCCUCUCAGCCGGCCCUCCCCCAGGACGGGGCGCAGACUCUCCGCAGAGCCUCCCCGCACUCCUCUGGGGAGUCGGUGGCAGCCUUCCCGCUCUUUCCCAGAGGCGGGGGCGGCAGCGGGGGCAGCGGGGGCAGCGGGGGCCUCGGUCUCCCCGGGAGGCCCUAUGGUGCCGUCCCUGGCCAGCACGUCACUCUGCCUCGGAAGACAUCCUCAGGUUCUUUGCCACCCCCUCUUUCUUUAUUUGGGGCAAGAGCCACCUCUUCUGGGGGGCCCCCUCUGACUGCUGCUCCCCAGAGGGAACCUGGGGCCAGGUCUGAGCCGGUGCGCUCCAAACUGCCGUCCAACCUAUAAGCUGCUUCCCCUCCCUCCUCCUCUCCUCUAUUUUUUUCUUUUUCUCCCUUCUUUUUUUCUUCAGGUUUAACUGUGAUUAGGAGAUAUACCAAUAACAAUAAUAAUUAUCAUUAAAAAAAUCCACACCAGAAAAACAAAAGACAGCAGAAAAUAACCAGGUAUUCUUAGAGCUAUAGAUUUUUGGUCACUUGCUUUUAUAGACUAUUUUAAUACUCAGCACUAGAGGGAGGGAGGGGGAGGGGAGCAGGCAGGGCCCAAGUGUAAAAGCCAGAGGAAGGCAGGUGGGGUCUCUGGGGCUUGGCAGGGGUGGGGAUGACCCAUGUUUGGGGUUCCUAGCGCAGACCGGUCAUUGUAUUCAUUUUAGGGCAGUAGCCACCACUAGGCCCUUAGCUGUGAACCUGGAGCCCCACUCUGCUGGGAGUCAUCUCCGUUCCUCCAGGAAGGGCUGCCCAUGAGUUUGUUCCUAGGGAGCCUCAGUUGCCUGAGUCCUGGGGACAAAUGGGCCAGGGUCCUGAGAGUCUUGCAUUUUUUUCUACUGCAAAUUUAGCAAGAUGUAUAUAUAUAUGUAUGUAAGAUGUGUAUAUGUAUAGCUAUGUAGCGCUCUGUAGAGCCAUGUAGAUAGCCACUCACACAUGUGCACAUGUGUGUGCAAUCUAGUUUAACCCCAUGUUGCCAGGACACCCAGGUCACCUUCCAUCCAGUAACCUGCCUUGGCCCGCAGGCUGGGCACCACAGGGCCUGGGGGAUGUAUCUUCUCCAGUCCUCAGGGAAGAAGACCCCAGAGCCUCUCGGCAGGCCUCCUUUCUCCCCACCUCUGGUCUCAAAUUCAGCCCCAGCCCGACCUCCCCUCAUGGAAGCGGAAGACUCCAGGCCGUGCCUCUCCUACCCUGCAGGGCCUCAAGCACAUCCCAUCACCUCUGCGGCCCUCAGUUUUCCCAUCUGUAGAAUGGGAGGGGAGGGAAGCUUCUAUUUAUUGAGUCUGCUCUGUGCCAAGCACUGGUUUAGCACUUUACACAUAUUAACUGCUUCAAUUUUACAAAUUGAAGGAGGUGUAGCUACUUUGAUUCUUCCCAUUUCACAGACGAGGAAACCGAGUAUUAGUCAUUGUUCCAGAAUUGGAUAAUUACAAGUGGCAGAGCUGGGACUGAUCUGAGAUUGUAAUCUAGGCCUGCCUACCUUAGGCUAAAGCUGAUGUUCCUUUCAUUAGAAAAUUGUGUUGACAGGAGCUGAAUUUGACACCCAUGCAGGGUAUAGAGGGAAGAAACCACAUUUUGGAGGUAAUCAGACCUGGAUUUCAAUCCCAGACCUACCACUUCUUAGCUUUCUGAGCUUUCUUAGCUCAUGUGAGCUUUCUGUUAACCGUCUGUAAAAUGGGAGUACUCGUGGUACACCUCACAAGGACCUAUGAGGAGCAGAUGAGAACUGUAGAACACGUGACAUGCCCAGCCCGGCACCUGGCACAUAUCAUAGGAGGUGCUCAAUAAAUCAUGUUUCUUCUGCCCCUCAUGUGCCCAGAACCUUGCCCCAGUGAGCUAUGGUGAGAUCCCAAGGAGCUUUGGCUGCUGUCUCCAGGACUUACAAUCUCAGGACACAGGAGGUAGCUGGAAUUUUCUAAGGGUCUAAGGAAGGUGUGCGGCCAGUGGUGGGCUUGAGCCAGGCCUCCAGGUGUGGGAAAGUUAGAGGGAGGGAAGGAGGGGGCAGGGGGUCAGGUGGUGUGCACGGUGGGGAAAUGACUGAGGUGGGUGUGGAGUUGUGGAGUCAGGGGGUUUGGGAAGAGAUCCAGAAGCUGUGGUCAGAAGGAAGCCUUGUGUGAUAGGCUAAGGGAACUGACUUGGAUUCUGAAGGCAACCAGGAGCCAGAAGCAGGUCCAAAGUGGAGGCCAUUGUGAAAACAGCUCAGAGCCAUGGUUAGUGGUACCUCCACUGCCUAAAGUGGGAGAAGAGGUUCGGCUGCCAAGGCCUGAAUAAUGAGAGGGGCUGGUGUUGCCUUGUCCAUCCGGAACACUCCUCCACAUUCUUAAGCCAGAAAGUUGGCGAGAUCAGGCUUUGUCCUGGGAUGUGGACAAAAUUUCUCUAUAGAUGGGUCAUGGGGUGUGAGGCAAUAAUCCGGGAAAGAAAAGGGGGAAGGAUCCUGGGGUCUUCGGAAGAGCCACCUAGCCUUGGUCUCUACUGGGCAGAAGAAGGCCCCUUGAGUUUUCAGAGCUGGACGUAGCAGCACCUUCUAUGAGUGCUGUUCAUAGAAGUUUGGCACCUACCUAUGCCCCACAAGGAGGGCAGGACUGGAUCCAAACUCAAUCUAGACCUGGAGGUGGCAGGGGGU